This is a messenger RNA of Ostrea edulis (European flat oyster), 2887 nucleotides long. RefSeq names its product GDP-D-glucose phosphorylase 1-like. Gene Ontology annotation, molecular function: GDP-D-glucose phosphorylase activity. Bases 409 to 1452 code for a protein of 347 amino acids. Lineage: Eukaryota; Metazoa; Mollusca; Bivalvia; Ostreida; Ostreidae. Gene Ontology annotation, cellular component: cytoplasm. Gene Ontology annotation, biological process: glucose metabolic process. The record is from RefSeq and is a predicted model, not a curated record. The transcript has 11 exons.
AAGAUUUUUUUCUUGUUGGCAAGAAUCACACUCACACUCGCAGUCACUGUUAUUGCGUGGUCAACCCAGUAGCACGAUUGAAACUUGCAAACAAAUGAGAAUCGUCAGUGCAAACACAGACAUCUUAAAAAGCUCAGUCAUCCCAAGAACUAUUAAAGGCAGGAACGUUGUUACUGGAAAGUCAUCAGGAAUCCAUUGGUCAGAGCUUUAAAGCUUUGUUAAAGUUAGAUUAGAUAGAGGCUAGGUCCACACACACAUCCUGAAUAAGUUUGCUCAGCACCUGAGAAAAACAGAUACAGACACUGCCGACUUGAACAAAUGCAUUCACAGACAGCAUUGUCCUUCAGUUCCAGGACUUAGAAAUGACACAGAAUUUGAUGAUUCAAAUGUGUUUGCAUUUAAUACCCGAUGAUGGCUGAAAGCUUUUCAUACAAUGAUGAUGAUCUCACAGGCAUCUCAUCAGCAGAGAAAAAGGGAUAUCAUUGCAGUGAGUUUGACACUCGCUUACGACAAAAAUGGGAUCAAGCAAUGAAGGAGGGUCAUUUCCGCUAUCAGUUAGACAAAGUGGAAACGAAAAUUAUUCCAGGCCAGAAGAAAUAUGUGGCUCAGUUAAAUGUGAAACGAGCAACAGAAAGAAGGAAGCCACAAGAAAUCACAAUUGUGAACCAAAAGUUUGAUCCAAAACAGUUCAAUUUCACCAAGAUCAAGUCGGAUGAGGUCUUGUUUCAACUUGAAAAAGAAGAAACGAAAGCCAUUUGUAAUGGAAAUACCACGAAGAGCCGCAACCUGGUGAUAAUCAACGUCAGUCCCCUGGAGUAUGGACACAUCCUGAUCGUACCGGACAGUGAUGCCUUCUUCCCACAAAUCCUGACUCAGUUCGCCAUUAAAACAGGACUGGAGUGCAUGCUACUUAGCAGCCACAGGGGAUUCAAAGUUGGGUUCAACAGCCUGUGUGCUUUUGCUUCUGUCAACCAUCUACAUCUCCAUGCUUACUACUUAGAACAUGAUUUGUUUGUGGAAAAUUGUCCAGUUACACAUUUGAAGGGACCCCUUUAUGAACUGACCGUGAUGCCAUGCCCUGGAUUUGCCUUUCAACUUCACAACACAAACACAGAAGACUUGUCAAGAGACAUAUACAAAGUUGCACAAUAUUUAUCAGAGCAUGAGGUGGCACACAAUAUGUUCCUGACUUACGGAGAAAGUUUUGAUUCUCAAUCUUCGGUACCAACCAUACGAGUGUACUUGUGGCCGCGCAAAAAGUUCAUUGGCAUUAAAGAGGAGGCUGCUUUUAAUGUAGCUGUUGUUGAACUUGGAGGACACCUACCAAUAAAAGUUGAGGAGCUUUAUGGAGGUUUGACAGAAGAUUCUAUCAAUGAAACAAUACAAAGUGCUUGUCUAGAAGAACAGGAAUACCAGUCAAUCAAAGAAAACGUCACCAAACUGUUCAGUUGAUAUUGGUUAAAUUUAGGUCUUUCGUGUUUUAGAUCUGUCAUUUUAGUAUUUUCAUACAAAAGACUUUAAUAUUUUAUGUUGCUUCAAAAACUUACAUUUCUGUUGCUUCACAAACUUACCAGUCUUAAUUAAUUGCCUGGGUACAAAAUUCAUUUAAAAUAAUACAUAAUUUUGGAAUUUAAAAAAUGUCUCAUUGACAAAAAUUUCAUCAAUUUAAUGGUUUUUGAUGGAAUAAAGUUUUGUAUUGAUAGGUAAGUUUCAAAGUGCAAAUUUAAAUUAGAUUGCUGUAUAAGGUUAUGAUAAAGAAUAUAAAUGAUUUAUAUGAUUAUAUAAAUAAAGGUAUUGUUGCAUAUUGGGGUGAUUCUUUCUCUUUGUGCUUUCUAAUAUGGGGUUUCACUAGAUUAGUUACAAAGCAUUUUGGUAUUUCUAUAGGACAUAUAUAUAUUCAUAUUAUGUCUAAAAUCCUUAGAGCAAAUAUCCACUUCAUUUAAAUGCAGUUCAUUGAGGGGUUUUUCUUUUUCAAGAAUUUUUGUCUUUUGUUUUAUUUUGUAGGAAUAGUUUCAUAAUACAUUUAUAGAACAAUUAAAUUGCAUGCACAGAUCUAGAAAUUUGUCUGAGGGGGGCUUCAUUUUGACAUUUUUUUUUAUCAAAGGGGAACAACCUGUGCAAAUGGUGUAGGAAAGAAAAGUUUUGUGCUUUACUGGGAUUUACUAAAUGUUACAUUUAAGACAUUAAUACAGGAUGUUUCUUCUUGUGUAACUGAUUAUGCAGAGGACUGCUGAUAUGGGAAUAUAUUACAUGUACUUUUUGUGCUCAGAGUAAUCUGCCCUUGGAUAAUAUAAUGGGGUGAUUUAAAGUUUUUCUUUAGUUGCAUUUUCUAUUGUAAUCCAUAAUUGUUAAUAAAUGUUUGCUUUGUAUACAGAUUAUUUUGGUUAAUGUAAUAUUUUGCACAUAUCAAAAUUAAUACAUGUAGUUAAGUACUUGAUAAGAAAUCUUGUAUUGGCAAAAUGAAGAUAUACUACCCCGGGAUAUGGGCACUAUAUGCAUCACAUAAAGAAUAUCUUGUUCUGGUUGUCCAGAUUUUAAUUCUGAUAAGUAUAUAGAGCAACAAGAUAUUGCAAGAAAGUAUUAUCAAAUAUCAGAUGCAGUACUGACCCCAUUCCCCUCUGGAUUUGUGAAUGAAAUCGUGGAUAAAUAGAACAGGGUGUAUGAUUACGAAUGUUUCUUUUUGAUGUCUCUGCUACAUACAUUAUAUAUUGUUAAUGUAUUUAUUUACAGUGGUAUUGUCUUUACAGUGGUAUUAUAUAUUUUACUUUAUUUGGAUUAUUGCUGUUCAUGACUUAUUUUUUUAUCCUUCAUUUUAUAUUUUAUUGCAUAAAAAUAUGUAUACUCAGUUUUACAUUUUAUAAUAAAUAUAUAAAAAACAAAAGAAAAA